This is a messenger RNA of Mytilinidion resinicola, 696 nucleotides long. RefSeq lists its product as uncharacterized. The record is from RefSeq and is a predicted model, not a curated record. The coding region runs from base 1 to 696 and encodes 231 amino acids. The transcript has 2 exons. Lineage: Eukaryota; Fungi; Ascomycota; Dothideomycetes; Mytilinidiales; Mytilinidiaceae.
AUGGGCCUCUUCACCAUCCCGCCUCAGCCUGUCAAAAAACUCCAGGGCGACCCGCGCUGGGCGAAUGCGUCGGCGUUCGCGAGCUAUGCACCCCUAGUCGUGCUCACGCUGCUAUUCUUAAGCAUCAUACAAAUUAUACUCGGCGCGAUAUGGAUGGCGAAUCUGAAGUCAUUGAAUUUCCCCCUCAUCCUCCAACCCCUCAUCGUCCCCUGCCUCUCCUUCUUCAACACCGUCCCCAGCGCCCAGCUGCACCUCUACUCGCGCGCCAACUCCCCCAUGACCGCCUUCUGCCUCUCCACCAUCCUCUGCCUCUUCUACCUCGUCGCCGCGCUCAUCAACCUCGUCGUCUGCUCCCCGGACACCGCCUCCCUACCCGCGCUGUGUCCCGCCGGCACUGUGCAUAAGAAGGGUGCGCCCCCGGGGACACGCGAUCACUCCGGCCCGCAUAUUAGCGAGGGGUAUUGGGAUGCGACGGUGGCGCUGUGGUUGCUGAGCGCGGUGGGGUACGCGAUUGCGGCGGGGAUGGCGUUUACAGUGCGGUUGAGGAUGAAGGGGCGGGAGAGGGAGGGAAGGCGGGUGGGCAAGACGAGGCAAGUUGUCCAGGCGGAGGUGGAGCUGGAGGGGUUGAGUCCGGAGGAGGUGGAGCGGCAGAAUGAGAAGGCGAGGAAGAGGUGGCAGAAGCUUUCGGCGGGGUGA